AGAAGUUUACCUAAACAUCAAUGAUGUGGCUUGACCAGGGGCUGUCUACAUAAUACUAAAGUUCCCAGCACCACAUUUUCUAUGGUGAAUUGGCUUGAUCGUGAAAGAGACAGCUAUUAGCAUCAACUGGGUACCCUUUGUGCAAUUCUUACCUGGGCCGAUCUCCUCUAUUCCUCCUACCCCAUAGCAAAUUUGCGCAUUCCUACAGAUUCAGCGCAAGCAAAAUGGUUGUCUUAGCAGCAUCUAUUUGCACCCGAGGCGGGAAAGCUGUCCUCUCUAGACAGUUCCGUGAGAUGCCCCGAUCACGAAUCGAAGCCCUCCUCGCCUCUUUCCCCAAACUCGCCGAUUCCGGUACACAGCACACUACCGUCGAACAAGACAAUGUUCGCUUCGUCUACCAGCCUCUGGAUGAGCUAUACAUGGUUCUCAUUACCAACCGCCAGUCCAACAUCUUACAGGACAUUGACUCUCUUCACUUGUUCGCGCAAGUGGUGACUAGCACGUGCAGAACCUUGGACGAGAGGGAAAUAUUGAAGAAUGCCUACGAACUUUUAAGUGCCUUUGACGAGUUGGUUUCACUUGGCUAUAGGGAAAACCUCACUAUUAGCCAGAUCAAGACCUUCUUGGAGAUGGAAAGUCACGAGGAGCGCAUCCAAGAGAUUAUCGCCCGAAACAAGGAACUAGAAGCAACCGAGGAGCGCAAGCGAAAGGCCAAGCAGCUGGAGUUACAACGAAAAGAAACCGCGAGAACCGGCCGACCCAGUGCGCCGCGCACGCCCGUGUAUCCGACUUAUACACCACCUACUCGACCUACGCCUACGGAUACAUACGACACUUAUGAAGCUGAGAAGAAUAAGUCACACAAGACAACUAUCAUGAAGGGCAAGGGUAUGCAGUUAGGCAAGAAAUCCAAAACUACAGACAUGUUCGAACGUGUGCGGGGAGAUAUGGGAGCCGAAGUAGACGAGUCACCCCUAGUACCAAUCACCCAUGCGCCUGCUGUCGAACCCACAGCUCCGCGAGCGUCUCUAACCUCGGACCGCGAUGCCAUCCAUGUCACCAUCAAUGAGGCCAUCAGUGCGAAACUGUCGAGAGAGGGUUCACUCAACUCUCUGACUGUUGGCGGUGAUUUGAGUCUAAAGAUUUCCGACCCUAACUUGACCAAGAUCAAACUCAACCUCACAGCCAACGCUUCCCAUGGCGCUCAAUUCCGUACUCACCCCAAUGUCGACCGCUCCCACUUCAACAGUGGCAAGGCCAUCCAGAUGAGCAAUAUAGCUCGUGGUUUCCCUGUCAACAACGCCGUUGGAGUUUUGAGAUGGCGAGCUACGCCCAAAACGGAUGACACGACCGCUCUCCCCAUUAGUUUCACUGUAUGGGUGAACAAGGGCUCAAAUAACGAUUACACAUUUACCGUUGAAUACGAGCUAACCGGCGGUGAUACGUUGAAGGAUGUUUCGGUGGUCAUCCCGUACGUCACAAGCGAGCCAUCCGUUUCCAGCUUCGAUGCUGCCUACGAAGUGACGGGAGAUAGCUUGGAAUGGUCUAUCGGGACUGUCAGUGAUGACAAUUCUAACGGCUCCUUUGAAUUUGAAGCCCAGGCGGAUGAUGAGAAUGAGUUUUUCCCCAUGCAAGUGCGAUUCUCGAAGACUACGCCAUUCGUUGAUGUUGAUGUUCUGUCCGUGGUAUUGGUGGAGGAGAACGAGGAAGUGACUUUCUCGAAGGACAUCAAAUCGGUGGCUGAUUCUUACUUGGUCGAGUAGGAGGUUUAUAAGGAUAAGAGGCUUGGAAUUAAUGAGUUUAAGCAUGAUGCGAUGGGGAAACGACCAGCAAAAGGGGUUGGGAGAUAAAUAUGUUCACACAGAGCUAUGAAGGUCCAAAAUUAAGCUUGCUAACCUAAAGAAUUGUGAAUAAUGUUGUCUGAUUCAACUUGACGAACAUUGAAGCACUUAUAGCCCAAAGUACAGAAGUACAGAAAUACAGUCUUUUUGUACUGAUAAUAGCACUGUAUUCAUUACUUGGCCAAUCCACUAAUUUGC
Molecule: messenger RNA, 2039 nt
Organism: Hypoxylon fragiforme
Lineage: Eukaryota; Fungi; Ascomycota; Sordariomycetes; Xylariales; Hypoxylaceae
Exons: 5
Coding region: 225-1763 (512 amino acids)
Biological process (GO): retrograde vesicle-mediated transport, Golgi to endoplasmic reticulum; endoplasmic reticulum to Golgi vesicle-mediated transport; Golgi localization
Cellular component (GO): cytosol; COPI vesicle coat
Source: RefSeq, a predicted model, not a curated record